Molecule: messenger RNA, 1312 nt
Organism: Echinops telfairi (small Madagascar hedgehog)
Lineage: Eukaryota; Metazoa; Chordata; Mammalia; Afrosoricida; Tenrecidae
Gene: MED21
Product: mediator complex subunit 21
Exons: 4
Coding region: 1-435 (144 amino acids)
Biological process (GO): regulation of transcription by RNA polymerase II
Cellular component (GO): mediator complex
Molecular function (GO): transcription coregulator activity
Source: RefSeq, a predicted model, not a curated record
AUGGCGGAUCGGCUCACACAGCUACAGGACGCUGUCAAUUCGCUUGCAGAUCAGUUUUGUAAUGCCAUUGGAGUAUUGCAGCAGUGUGGUCCUCCUGCCUCUUUCAGUAACAUUCAGACAGCAAUUAACAAAGAUCAGCCAGCCAACCCUACAGAAGAAUAUGCCCAGCUUUUUGCAGCGCUGAUUGCGAGAACCGCCAAAGAUAUAGAUGUUCUGAUAGAUUCCUUACCCAGUGAAGAAUCCACAGCUGCUCUGCAGGCUGCUAGCUUAUAUAAGCUAGAAGAAGAAAACCAUGAAGCUGCUACGUGCCUGGAGGACGUUGUGUAUCGGGGAGACAUACUUCUGGAAAAGAUACAAAGUGCCCUUGCUGAUAUCGCACAGUCACAGCUGAAGACCCGAAGUGGUACCCACAGCCAGUCUCUUCCAGACUCAUAGUGCCACCGGAUCCCAUGUGACUGAGAAAAGGACUAUUUUAGUGCAGCUAUAAAUUCUAUGUCAGCUACUGAAGCAAGCCUUACCAACCAUACAAAAAGCAUUAAGUAUCAUGGUGUGGGCUAACAUUUUAAGUUAUGUUAGUAAUCUGUUUUCACUCUUGAUAAGUCAGCUGGCAAAGUGUGAUUGAAUCAGCUUUAAGCUAUCAUACCAUUUUUAUUAUCUGAAAGAAAUUUUUUGAGGUAUUACACUCGUUAUAAUUAAAUGUACACUGUUGUAACAAAUUUCUGUAUUAAUCAUGUUUCUAGAAUCCUUAACCUAAUUAUAAUAUCCUUUGAGCUAGAGAAGUGAUAAAUGUGGGUGAGCCAUGGGAUAUUUUGAUUUAGUUUGGUAUCCUUUGAAUAUCUCUAGAGGUGAUAUUGUAUAAAUUUGGAACCCUCGGCAGGGAAACUUGAAAACUGUUGCUUUUAGAAAACUGAAGAAGGGUUGCUGUGGCUGAAUGAGAGGUUGUUAAUCAGGUGCCAUCAAGUUGGUUCUGACCCAUCUCUGUUCUGUACAUAACUAAACAAAAUCUUCCUGGUCCCGUACCAUCCUCCUAACUGAUGUUAUUCUUGAACCUGUUGUUGUCGGUACUGUGUCAUCUCAUCGAGGGUUUUGAUAGUUGGGUUUUGUGUCAACUUGGCUGUACCAGGAUUCUCAACAGUUUGGCAGUUAAAGCUUAGUAACUCUGUGAUGUGAUUUAACACAAUGUGAUCAACGCCAUAAUGGGAUGCCCUGUAAGCAGCCAAGCAACUUUAAGAAGAUUCGGAGGGGAAAAAUGAGGACCUAAUGUCGGGGUUUAAGUGGAGAGAAAAUGUUUUGAGAAUGAUGUACAAAUGCG